UCAUACCUGUUUUGUGUGCGCUUCGAAGUUGUGUGAAAUGCCCCGUAUUUCCUCGCAAGGUUGUGUCUUGCAGUUCUGAGUGUUUUGUUUUGCUAUUCGUGUGGCGCCGGUGUGCUUCCCAUUACUGUGGAUUAAUCAAGUGCAACAGUGAAUCCUUCGCUCUGCAACUCAACUUUGCGGCCGCCGGUUCAUCGUCGGAAUUCUCACUGACGAAGUCACUGCCAAGGCGAAGCCCCUUACUUCAGUAAAUGGCUGCGAGAGCAUGUGUGCUCUUGCAGUAGAGCUGCCAGCCAAUCUUCUCGACUGCCACGAAUGUUCGGUCAACAUGAGGACCACUGGGGCUGUGACAACGGCAGGGCAUACGGCAGUGGCGGCUGCGUUGAUUCUAGGAAGCUGGUGUCGGGGCCCAGAGAGCCGUUGUUCGGCGACGGGGCCGGAAGCCACUGCUGCGCAAGCAGCGACCCCUACGGGGCCAUACAUACUCUCUGGUCACCGAUGCAGGGAGAGAGUGAUGAGGCACAAGAGGAUAUUAUAGACGGCCCCCUGUCCAAUUACGCGCUUCCCAAAUGUGACCAAAAUUUUGAUGGUUGGUCUGAGAUGAGUCUGGUGACAAAUGUAGUUCUCAAGAAGCGGAGGAAGCCUGAAAGCAAACCCCAAUCGCAGUUGAAAAAGUGCCUUAAUGAGAAACAUAGGAGGGAGCAGGAGAACAUCUACUUAGAGGAACUAGCAGAAUUGAUAUCUGCUAGCAUUUCUGACAUGAAUUCCCUGUCCGUCAAGCCAGACAAGUGUGCCAUACUACAGGAGACGGUCAACCAGAUACGCCGAAUCAAGCAGCAAGAAAGCGGACAGAGUGAUGACUUGCAGCAAAGCGAGGUUUCCUCAAGCAAACCUACCAUCUUGGGAAGCGAUGUGUUAGGACCGCUGCUGCUAGAGGCACUUGACGGAUUUUUGUUUGUUGUGAACACAGAGGGAAAAAUUGAGUUUGUGUCCGAAAAUAUUACUUCAUUCAUCAAGUACACACCUGAAGACUUAGACGGGAAGAGCAUCUACAACAUCAUCCACCACGGGGACCAUGGGCGCUUCAGCAGUAAUCUGCUGCCAAUGUCCAUAGGUAAUGGUUUUGGCUGGUCCUCGGAACCCCCUCCUGCAUCAAGUAAGAGCCGCUCGUUCCACUGCCGGUUCCUUGUCAAGCCCCCCGAUGCCGCCGAGGAGACUAUGGAAGAGAAGCAGACCCGCGUGUCACAAUAUGAAAACAUGCAGAUCUCUGCCAUUUUCCUGCCCUACCCUGGGGACAAGAACAGUGAGAAUGCCGACUCCGAUUCUGAAGUUCAAAACUGCCUUGUUUGUGUUGCCCGACGCAUCCCGUCGAACGAGAAAAGCCCUGCCUCUGUAGGUGUCGAGCAAUUUACUACGAGACUCGACCUCAGCGGUAAAAUCCUUGCCGUCGAUACGAGUGGUGUAUCGUCGACUUACAGUCAGUACCUCAACAAAUCAUUGGUCGGACGUGCUAUUCAAGAGCUCUGCGAUUCAAGGGAGCUCCAGAAGCUCGACCAGCAUCUCAAAGAAACUCUGCAUCAGGGUUUGCACACGAGCACCAUCUACCGGCUGAAGGUGUCUCACGACAAAUCCCUGCUGGUGCAAACGAAGAGCAAACGCUUCAACUUCAACCAGGUUACAAACGAGCCUGAGUUCAUCAUGGCCACGCAUUCCAUAAUUAGGGACAGCGAAGCCCCUUCAGAAGAAGCUCCGAGCCCGAACCCACGAAGUACUCCACAACCCGUCAACGGGUCUUCCUCCUCUACGACUUCGUCGUCCACGUCCUCGACAUCAACAGCAGUGGUGGGUCUGAACGGAACUGUGACCACUGUGCAACCGGCACCUUCUUUCUCCACAUUCCACCUGAGCCCACCAGGUGGAAGCCAAGACUUUCAGCUCCACGACCUCACCAUGGAGAUGUUCCCCUCAUCGAGUUGGGACGAAGAGCCUCCCACUGAAUCUCCGGCACAGCAGCCACCGCCCCCCGAGAGCCCUGUGCCUUAUGCUCCAUCCUCCUUUGCGGAUGAGAGCGCGUCCGCAUCGUCUGCACAGAAGCUGCGCAACCUGCUGACACAGGGUCUGGAUGAAAGCGGGGGGAACGGCGGAGCAAAUGAUACUCCCAGCAGCAGCAGAGAGGAGGGUGGGCGGGCCGAAAACGUCAUCCUUAGGGAGCUCCUGAACCAGGAAGAUGAAGAAGGCGAAUCGUCGGCAGCAGCAAACGUGCGGAAGUGUGACAGCGGAGGGAACAACAUGUUGCGAAGGUUGCUGAAUAAUGACGACAACAGUGAUAAGAGUUACCGCAAGUCCCAAGACCUGCUCAUUCAGCAGCUGCUGAAGGCUGAAUCUCCCGACAAGCCUGAAAGCAGCAGCACGGGCGGUCACGCUGGGAUAUCGGAAGCUGGUGGCAACACGGAUACCCUGCUGAAGCAGCUGGGAAUCGACCCCAAUAAUUUGGGUGGCGAAAGUAGCAUCUCUGCGGCGCCCGUCAAGCGCAAGUCUUCGGAGGACCCCUCGGAACUCAGCGGCAGGGCGAUAACUCCGGAUGGGAUGCAGUCCAAGAGGCCAAACGUUUCGCCACAGCAACCGCAAGGACGGAUACCUACUAUUUCUGCCCAAAUUGCUUACGAAAAGACCGCCUCCAUCGCGGUACACAUCCUCAAGAAUGCACGAGGCAGAAUGAUUCAGGGUGGUAGCGUGACCUAUAGUCAAGAAAUUAAGGCCCAUCUGGCUGGGCAGAACCCUAUGUUGGCAUCGAUGUUGGCACAAACACCAAGACCAGUCCCAUCCGUUCCCACCUCAAUAGCCAAUUCGAUAGUGUCCCAGCUGCCUCAGGACAGGCUACCGAAAAACCUCGAAAAGAAACUAAUCCACACGCCACCAACUGGUGCUGCCGCGGCUGGAUUGGCUGUGUCGGCUACCACCAGUGCGACUACGGCUGGUGGGGCUGUAACAACGGCAUCUCUCCUGCAGCAGCAAGGCAACAAGCCAAUCCGGGCGCUCUUGGGGCUUGCACAGCAAGACGGUGCCCUUUCGCUGCAACAGCAGUCGCAGCAGCGUGCGUUUGGUGGUGGCGGAGGACUGAUUCACCAGCAACCACAACAGCCCCAGCAACCUGCGCUUCAGCAGCAUCAGCAGGGUUUUCUCAGCAAGAUCCUGAUGACAGGAUCCGAGUCUGCUCAGCGUGCCCAGCAGCAACAAUCUCAAUCACAAUUUGGCACGACAACAAGUUACGCCCCCGUGCAGCAGCAGCAGCAGCAGACGACGACAGGAGGAAGUGUCCGAAUCCCCAGCAGUGGUGCGAGUGCUGUGUUGUCCGAGCUCUUGGCAGAGACACGGGCCAUUCAGGGGUCAAUGGGAGGGGUCAGUCAAAUGAGCAUGGCGCUUGGAGCGGCGGCCGCGGCAGCAGCUGCAAACCCAGCACCCGACCCUUUGCUCUCUCAAAUUCUUGAUGAGGUCUGGAGCAUGCAGCAAGAGCUGAGCAUUGAACCGAACACCACAUCGGAUGACACCAUGCUGAUGCACCUCUUGGAUGAGGUGCUGGACAAUUCUCCUCCAGUUGCAGCAGCAGCUCCCUCUCCUGCAGACCUCAAUGAGAAGCUAGCAAUCAAUGCUAUUCAGCAGCAACUGAUGAGCUUUGAACCUUCUGCUUCCUCUGCUGCUCAGCAAGGGCCACCCCCAAUAUACAGUCAGCAACAGCAGCAGCAGCAACAACAACAACAACAGUCUCAGCAACAGGGUUACCAACCUCCUCUGUAUGCAACUGCGCAACGUUCGCGCCUGCCUUCUCAACAGCAGGUUGUGCAACAGCUCCAGCAACAGCAGCAGCAGGGUCUUAGGCCUGGUCUUGCACAGUACAUUGCAGCAGGCGGCAAUGUGGCCAAUGUGCCACCACAGAUGCGACGCAAUCUGUUAGAGCGCCGGCAGAAGAUGUUUCUACAGCAACAACAGAAGCGUCUUCUAGCGCAGCAGCAACAACAGCAACUUACGAUGCAGACGCAGCAACAGCCAGUGGCUGACCCUUUUCCUCCAGAGAAUAUGAACGACUUGCUCAACCACUCUGUGGCGCCCCCUAAUAUUGCCAUACAGAGCUAUCAGCUGGGCCAGGGCAAAGACACUGUGCAGGAGCGCAUGCUGAAAAUGCUAAAGCCAGUGAGUGUUCAACGAGUUUACAACCCUAAGAGCCCCUCCCAAUCUCAUGACGGAAGAGGAAGCAAUUCGCUGCCCCUCUUUCAGCGCACGCCUACUUCAGUUCCCAACGAAAAUUCCCAACUGUCUCCUCGUUACGGUGGGGGAGUCCUCAGUCCACCACAGGGCAACCAGCCCCAACUCUCUCCAGGCGGGCAGCGCUACUCUCCCAGUCAGCAGCAACAACCCUUUCCUAGUCCACUGCCAUACCAGCAGCAACAGGGGGGACCUGGCUCCCCUCACAUGGCCUCACCACAAAGCAGUGGAACACAGGGGCCGCCUCAGUGGGGAAACCCCACCCCACGCUCCUCAGCCUCCUUACAGCAGCAGAAUCCUAUGCUCAAUGCUCAGUUGUCACAGGGCACGUUUGCUGCACAACAACAGGCUCGAUUUGUGAACCAGGUUCGACAGCAGCAGCAACAACAACAGCAGCAGCAGCAGCAGCAGCAACAACAACAACAGCAGCAGCAGCAACAACAACAGCAGCAGCAGCAAAUGGCAGCUGCAUUGCGUUCCAUGCCAAGCCCUGGUGGAGGGGCUCCCAAUGUUUCUCGCAACCCUUCCCCGUUCCCCUCUGGCACAGACCAGUUCCCCCCUUCUCCUGUGGGGUCCAUGUUCUCUCCCUCGCCUGGCCCUCCCACAGCAUCGCAGCAGCAGCAGGUUAGACUGCAGCGCACGAUGUCCGUCCCUGCUCGAGUGAACUCUCCACGUACGCCACAGCAGCAGAGUUUUGUGGGCAGCGACCCCCUUCUGUCACCACCGGGCCAGCCUCCUCAAAUGUCGCCUGGGGGUCCCAACGCAACGGCAUAUUCAUCCGGAGUGUCCAGUGCCUCGACGUCAGCACCAGCUUUCAACCUGGCACAGGAUGCCUCGCAGCAGUUCAGCUUUGACCAGCAAACCCUGCAAAUCUUCUCUUCUGGAGCUAACAGUGACAGGGGGCGAGGUCCAGGGGUAAGCAGCAAUAUGACAGAAUACGUCCGACAAGAGCUCAGGGCCAUUGUAGGUGCUCGAACGCAGCAUCACCAGCAGCAGGGGCAGGCCCAGCAAAUGUCUGGUCUUCAUCAAGUUCCAAGUCCAGCCACGAGUGCGAGCCGGUCUCUCUGUCAGGCGGACUUGGAAGCACUGGGCCUUCAUUUAGAAAUGAAUCCCAAUGAAAGCCAACCCUCUUCUCCGAGCCUUUUCUCCCAGUCAAUGAUGGGUGUGGGCAACAAUCAAGAACCCUCCGUGUCCGGUCUUCCCGCUCCCAGCCCCCGGCAGGUAGAAGAGGCAGCCAGACCGGGCAAGAGCUUGCUCCAACAACUGCUCUCCGAGCCCACUUAGUCCUUGCUCGAGAGAGAGACUUUUACGGGCAAGAGCCACUGCAAAGUGGAGUGAUCAGUUGGAACGACUUAAUGUACAAAAAAAAGAAAAAGACGCGAACAUUGAGAGACAUCAAAGUGCGCACCACGUACUCAUUCCUCUACGUUGGAACUGUGAGGGUCUACCACGUGUGUGUGUGAGUGUGUGCGCAUCUUCCUUGUCGUGCAACAACACAACUUUGUCGGUUUAGUCCGUUAGACUUGUGGUGCAGUGUUGCGGAGCCGUGGACUGUUGUCAGAAGGGACUCCGUGUUUUUCUUUUUUCUUCUUCUUCUGUACAUACAUACCUAAAUACCUUUCCUCAUCGUCUGCAGCGAUCUCUCAGGUGCGUGCAUGGUGUGGGACGUGCACUGGUCCGUCGCCUACCUUUGCCAGCGGCCAAAGCGUCGCGUGUACAUAGUUGCGGCGUUUUUUUGUCGUUACUGCCGCGGUUGACUUUGUUUUGUAGUCAAGUUAUUAGACUUUCCCCCCCCUUGUACAUAGACAGUUGUUUUGAAGUUUGAAGACACAUGCACUAGUUCUUUAAAUCCCUCACUUUUGUAGCUAUUCUGUUUUUUUUUUUUUUGGCUUUAUCAGUGAAAGGUCUCUCUGGCAUGUACGUUUCUUUUCUUCUUCUUUUUUUUUUUUUUGUUGUAGUUUUCUGGAUCUCGAAAGCCCUGCGCACCAUUUGGUCCUGUAACACUCUCUCCGUUUUAUUUUGCUUUCUGCUCUGGAAAGUCCGAGAGAGAAGUUUUGGAAACAGGUUACGUUUUUUAAGCUGUGUUUUCUUAGGCGGAGUCUUUUUAAGCCACAGUUGCUUCCUCUGAGUAGUCUCGUUUCUUAUAUGGGAAAGCUCUUGUGAGAUUAUGGAUGUUUUCUGAGAAAGGUCUGUGAUAAUUUUGCCUUGUAUGUUGAAGUGGUUUGCUCGUUGUACAGCCAGCUGUUGAAGAGGCUUUCCCAUAUGUAUGUGUUUCACUUGCUGUUUUACGAUAUUUGAUUCUGCUCAAUUCUUUAGUUACCUGAAAGAGGAAAAAGUACUGUGGGAACGUAGCUUUCUUUUCUUUUUUUUUUAACUUUUGUGUAACUUGCAUGUUCUGCUCUUCAGCUUCUCUUUUUUUUUUUUUCAUCUGACCCUGUUCAGGGUGCUUAACUACCUCAGGCAAGAAGGCGGGAUUACUUCAUACUUUUUCCUCCUCUUCCACCUGGUGUUUUUUUUUUUUUUUUUUUAAAUAAACUGUCAGUGCAUGUGGAAAUCUCCAGUUCAUCCCUUUUGCUGCUAACUUUUCUUUUAUUUUCUGACAAGGCGUGAGGCUUAGAUCAGGACUGUGGACUUACACGCCCCCCCCCCCCCCAUUCUCUUUUGCGAUGGUCUGUCCCCCUUUUUCUAGAAUUUUUUUUUGCGACCCUUUCUUCAUCAAUGACGUUCCUCAGUUUUUCGCGAUACCUGAGAGGAAACGCUGCAUUUGUGUAAUAAUGUCAUAACACCAACCCUGUUGAGAUUUAAGAUGCCGUUUGCCGUUUUUCCUGACGUCUAAGAAUUUUUGAUUCGCGUUUAUCGCAGAGCCUGUUGGUAGAUGACUGUAUAGGCCUAUUCUACGAUAUUGUCUCCUCGCAUGGGAAAAAAAAAAAUCACUCUCCAUGAAACCAUUACCUGUUCUGUCCAAUCCACAGUGCUUGCACAUAAGUGGACCAACCAUGUGCAGAGAAGGUUUGAAGGACAAAAGAAAAUAUGAUAGCACACUACUGUUCAAAGCUGCUAUUUCGUGCCUGACAUUCAGAGAAUCCCCGUUUGUGUUAUCUUUAAAGAGAGUCAUAACAACAAACAACAAAAAAAAGAGAGAGAACUAUUAAAAACACUUGUGCCUUGUUGUGAUUGUCACGGACUCUGCAGAUGGCAUGGGAGGGGGACAGAAGGCAAGCGGGAAAGAAAAGAGGUCUUGGCUGUUUCGUGAUUCUGUGUUGCGAGUGGAUAUAAAUAUAUAUAUAUAUAUAUAUAUUAUAAAUAUAUAUAUAGAUUAGACAUAUAUAGUCAUUUAUAUAUGUAUAUGUUGAGGGAAAAGCUUUAGUCAAACGGCGAGAGUACAAGUCUAAUUUUUCCGUUCCGUUGAAGGGCUGUCGAUCUCCGAUACAACAGGUGCUCUUUUCAUGGAAAGCUGUCUACACAGUUAACGGUCCACACUUCUAUAGCAGCUCAAAAUGUCGCAGAAGCAGUACACAUUGCCAGUGACCGCCUGCCUGACUUUUUCCAAUUUUUUGACAUCUUCUAGGGCCUUAACGACUGUUAUUAUUCUGCUACUACAUACUAUCUUAUACACAGAUAUAUGAUACUACUUCUGUUGUUCUCUAGAGAGGAUAAAUAUUUGUCUUGUAAAGAUUUGCGAGAGCGAAGACAGAGGUUUAUGAUAUUUUUGUAAUUGUCGUCGCAGUCUGUAGACCUCCCGGGGGCUUGUAGAAUAAUUCGUGACCUACUGUUGUAUGAUGUGAGAGCGUUUUGGUUGCUGUUGAUAGUGAAUGAGGGAGGGAUGAGCAAGGUUGAGAUAUUUUUCUGUAUAAAAGCAAAGAAAUAGCACUUAUUCUCUUUCCCUCUUUGUUUCCUCCCCCCCUUUUUUUCCUUUUUUUUUUCUUGUACAGUAAUACAAAGGUAGGGGCUGUCCUCCCAUCCUGAGCUUUUGAUUCGUUAGCCAGUGUGAAGGGGGCGUUAGUCUUUGACCUCCAAGUGUUGUAUAAUAUGAUCGUUGACAGAAGACAUGUAGUAUAUGAAGAAAAAUUACAAAAAAAGCAAAUCGUGUUCUUGAUUUGUGGCAAUGCACUGUGAGUUUUUUGUUGUAUACAAAAUAAUAUACUAUUAAACAUCAGCAUGUAAGAAGUUACAUGUGAACUUAA
Molecule: messenger RNA, 8441 nt
Organism: Ornithodoros turicata
Lineage: Eukaryota; Metazoa; Arthropoda; Arachnida; Ixodida; Argasidae
Gene: tai
Product: nuclear receptor coactivator 2-like
Exons: 30
Coding region: 313-5541 (1742 amino acids)
Biological process (GO): positive regulation of transcription by RNA polymerase II; cellular response to hormone stimulus
Cellular component (GO): nucleus
Molecular function (GO): protein dimerization activity; nuclear receptor binding
Source: RefSeq, a predicted model, not a curated record